Messenger RNA from Penicillium arizonense, 744 nucleotides. RefSeq names its product putative RING finger domain protein. The transcript is spliced from 3 exons. Lineage: Eukaryota; Fungi; Ascomycota; Eurotiomycetes; Eurotiales; Aspergillaceae. The record is from RefSeq and is a predicted model, not a curated record. Bases 1 to 744 code for a protein of 247 amino acids. Gene Ontology annotation, cellular component: cytoplasm; nucleoplasm.
AUGCGGAUGCACCGCAACCACGAGCUCAUCAGCCACCUUAUAGAAGCCAUCCGUGCUGAUCUAGGGACACCAACUACACGAGCGACCCGCCGAGAUCGCCAAACGCCAAACCCUCUUGCUAUACUGUCGGCCCUACUAAACAUGACUCCAAACGGAGAUGCAGUAUACUCACAAGAGGAGCUGGACCGUGUCAUCACUUCCCUAAUCGAGAACACCGGGCCCGGAACUGCGCCGCCCCCAGCUUCUGGAAGUGCCAUUCGGUCUUUGCCCAAGAGGAAGGUUGACAUGGAUAUGAUGGGCCCGGAGAACAAUGCGGAGUGUUCUAUUUGUAUGGAUGCCGUGGAACUUGGCACGGAGGUCACUGUGUUGCCAUGCGAGCACUGGUUCCAUUUCACCUGCAUCGAGGCAUGGCUAAUCCAGCAUAACACCUGCCCGCAUUGCCGGCGGAGCAUCAACCAGCGUCCAACGCAUAAUGAUGGAACCAGUGACAAUCCGGUAGUCAUCCCGGAUAGCCCUGAGCAGCCGAGAUCUCGUCGACGUCUCAGUUCAGCUCGAACUACACGCAGUGGCCGCUCCUCUUUAUCUUCUUUGCAAAGUCGACUCUCCCCACGACUUUCACCCCGUCGCUCCCCUACACCUGAAGGACAAGAAUCUAACCAUGCUCCUCGCCGCUCUAGCCGAAGUGAGGGGAGCAACGGUGGGUUUACUAGCUGGGUCAUGAAUCGAUUUGGAAGCAGCACAUAA